This is a messenger RNA of Sinocyclocheilus grahami, 1103 nucleotides long. RefSeq lists its product as uncharacterized. The coding region runs from base 135 to 1001 and encodes 288 amino acids. Gene Ontology annotation, molecular function: glucuronokinase activity. The record is from RefSeq and is a predicted model, not a curated record. NCBI's taxonomy places the organism in Eukaryota, Metazoa, Chordata, Actinopteri, Cypriniformes, Cyprinidae. The transcript has 10 exons.
UUAAGGGUUUGCAUGGCUUCCGGUGACGCGAGUCACUUCUCGGUUGUAACUGUUAUUAGUUGCACUAUGGACUUUCCGCAAACCCUGUGAUGGAAAGAUUAUGUGUUGCUAUUUCAAAUAUAUAAGCCAGAAUAAUGAUUUGCAUACUGUUAGUUGCAGGACACGGCACGAUUUUAGAGACACAGAUCAAGAGUGAUGUUACAGGUCUGUAUGCUCAUCUGACCGGUGUGCCCAAAGCUCUGUUACCUGGAGUGGGGGGAAAGAAAAUAUUGGAUUUCUGGUGGGAAACCGUCAACACGCGCCAGCUCUUCAGUGAAGUCUAUCUGGUUACAAAUGCUGAUAAUUUACAGAUCGCAGGAGACAUGCUUUGUGCUGAUCAGAACUUUGAUAUUGCACAAGUCAUUCGCUUUUUCAGAUCUAAGCCUGGAGAACUUGCUAUAUAUUAUGAGCUGGAGUCAGGAGAGAAGAGCUACACCAGAGGAAUUGUUGAAGUUUGUCCAAACACCCAUCGAAUGCUGAAAACAGUACUGUAUUUGUACAGCAAUAGAAACUUGAAUUUUAAGAGGCUUUACUAUAUGUCAAUAUUAAUUUCUGUAGGAGAGUACAUUCCCUUAGACAUGAGCGACCUUCCCUGGUUCUGGCUAGCCUAUUUAGGCAAUCCAAGUGAUUCUGGACGAAUUCACAGUAAUGUUAGACAGCGCUGGUUGAACGGUGAAUCUGCUGUUGUUGAAGCUAUGAAAUCAUUUGCUGAGCUCACAGACCAAGCCCGGGCUGCCUUUCAGUGUAAAGACUGGCCCAGACUUGCACAGCUCAUGGAUGAAAACUUUGAGCUACGCCGGUCGGUGUAUACUGACGACUGUUUGGGCCCUGGAAGUCUGAAAAUGGUACAGCUUGCGAGACAGUUUGGAUCUGCAGUCAAAUUGCCUGGCAGUGGUGGUGCUGUGGUUGGAUUGUGUAUGGACACUGAACGGCUGGUAUGGUGGAUCUUGUUUUUAAUUUAAUUUACAUUAUGUGUGAAUUACCGUAAUUAGGAGGAAACAACUUACUGUAGAGAUUCUGCUCAGAGCUGUUCAUGUGCUAUUGGAAAUUGUUUCUAUGACAAC